Molecule: messenger RNA, 4497 nt
Organism: Stegostoma tigrinum
Lineage: Eukaryota; Metazoa; Chordata; Chondrichthyes; Orectolobiformes; Stegostomatidae
Gene: stk25b
Product: serine/threonine kinase 25b
Exons: 11
Coding region: 162-1445 (427 amino acids)
Biological process (GO): protein phosphorylation
Molecular function (GO): protein kinase activity; ATP binding
Source: RefSeq, a predicted model, not a curated record
GCAGCAGGCGAUCUGGAGACCCAAACAGUGAGGGGCUGAUCGGUGUUUGCGGAGGAUCCAGGCGGCCUUUGGCGGCGGUAAUGUCCCCUUGGGCCUGCCUUUAGAGGUUGUACUGUAACCCACACCGCUGGAGACCUCUAAGCACUGUCUGACCGACUCCCAUGGAAAUGGCUCAUAUUCGAGACUUCAGUAUCCAGAAUGCUCGCAUGGACCCUGAGGAACUCUUUACAAAACAAGAACGGAUUGGGAAAGGUUCGUUUGGUGAAGUGUACAAAGGAAUAGAGAACAGAAGCAAAGAAGUUGUGGCGAUUAAAAUCAUUGACCUAGAGGAGGCAGAAGAUGAGAUUGAAGACAUCCAACAGGAGAUUACUGUGCUUAGCCAAUGUGAUAGCCCAUAUGUCACAAAGUACUAUGGCUCUUACUUAAAGGGCACCAAAUUGUGGAUAAUCAUGGAGUAUCUGGGUGGAGGUUCUGCAUUGGACUUGCUGAAACCAGGCCCCCUGGAGGAGACUUACAUUGCAACGAUCCUACGGGAAAUACUUAAAGGUUUAGACUAUCUGCACUCAGAACGAAAAAUUCAUCGAGAUAUUAAAGCUGCUAAUGUACUUCUGUCAGAGCAAGGAGACGUGAAGCUUGCAGACUUUGGGGUAGCUGGGCAAUUAACAGACACACAGAUAAAGAGAAACACGUUCGUAGGGACACCCUUCUGGAUGGCACCAGAAGUCAUCAAGCAGUCUGCGUACGACUUCAAGGCAGAUAUCUGGUCCCUUGGAAUAACUGCAAUUGAAUUAGCAAAGGGAGAACCCCCUAAUUCAGAGCUGCAUCCUAUGCGAGUUCUUUUCCUGAUUCCCAAGAACAACCCCCCAACUCUGGAAGGAAACCACAGCAAGCCCUUCAAAGAGUUUGUCGAGGCCUGUCUAAACAAGGAUCCCAAAUUUAGACCGACAGCAAAAGAGCUCCUGAAACACAAAUAUAUCCAGCGCUACACAAAGAAAACCUCCUACCUAACAGAAUUGAUUGACCGUUAUAAGCGCUGGAAGUCCGAGGGUCAUGGUGAGGAGUCUAGCUCUGAAGAUUCGGACCUGGAAGCUGAUGCAGAUGAACGGGAUCAGUGUCCAGUUUGGACUUUCCCCACUGUACGUCCCAGCACCUUAAGCAAGCUGCAGAACGGAAUGCCUGUUCCUACUUCUCAGAAGCCCUUGGAGCCCAUGAAAAGACAGCCAAAAUCAAAGUGCUUGACAACCCUGGUCAACCCCAUGUUCAGAGAGCUACAAGAGAAGCACAAAGUCAGCGGUGGAAACCUGGGUGCCAUUGAAGAGCUAGAGAAUGCUUUUAACCUGGCAGAGGAGUCCUGCCCAGGUAUUUCAGACAAAUUGGUAGCACACAUGGUGGAGCGGGUACGAAGGUAUUCGCUCAGCGGAUCCAGCAAGAAUUCAGCACGGUGAACAUCUCGGCACCUCCAGGGACUUCCCAAGUGCCCCAUGAACCCAGCGCCCAACAACACCCCUCCUGCUGCAGUUAGGAAAGCCCGUGGCUGCUGAUGCCAGUGCUUCAUGGUCGUGGCGACAAGACUCGAUCACACUGUUGGAUCAGAACUGAAUAUCUUUUACUUUUAUCACUGCCACCAUGAGGAGUGGCACCAAAUAAGAGGGGUUGAUAUUUUUUUUUGUUUAAAUUAGAAGUUAUAAUAUUUUUACAUUUUCUUUAUAUACAGAGAAAGUGAAUUGAUUGGUGCAUAUCAAACUGUAUUAGUAGAAAUGUACAAUGUGAAAAAGAGACAGUAACUCUUUUGCUUUCCUGUCUAGAUUUUGUUUCAGAAUUCAGAGGUCUUUUUUUAUGGUUUUAAAAAUAAGUAAACCUUGUAAUAAGGGUGCAAGUACGUGGAUUAUACACAUUCAGGAUAAAGGGUCCUAAACAGUGGAUAACCUUCCCUGAGCUACUCCUUUUAAGGUGUGACUACAUUGUGCUGCAACUGAUUGGGCGAAAGUAGCGAGAGGAGUUGAUGGUGAAGCUUAUUCAGAUUGAAGAUCAGGCAGGUCACACUCUCAAUUCUCUGUGAAGGCAUUCUGGCUUUACAGUCAAAAUGCGUCUCACCUCUUAAUUCAGAAGCCUGUGUCUUUCAAUCACUACAACCUUCACUGGACCCAUCGGGAGAGGCUUCUCAUAUGUGUGACAACCUGCUAGAUGGAACCCUGCACUAAGGAGAGCCUCGCCUGACUCUUAAGCAGCACUGAGUUACAGUUGGAGAUUCAGGUCAGCAAUCGAAAAGAUUAGCUCAGACUAGCUGGAAGGGAGGAUUUGUGUUGGUACAGAAAGGAUUGAAAAAGAUUUUAUUUAAAGAGAAACACUUGCAUGCAGCUCCAUCAGUGACAAAACUUCUACUCUUAAGUAUCCCUCAAUCUGAACAAGUAUUAUCACGCCCCUCCAAUUAAAUGUGACCCCUGCCGCAGCCCACAUCUUUCUUAAUACUCCCAAUUUACUGAGACCUGCAGAAGCGGUCCUGUCUCUUUAAAGACCAGUUCCACAAUGCUAUAAAAGCCAGGGUUGCCUGAAAGGGUGUAGUUCAUAUUCAUGCCUGCUGGAGCGUAGCCACUUCCACCUGCGAUUAUGCCAAGGCUCUCUGCCUUUGUUUUCCUCCAUCCUGUUUGGUGCAAAAAAUCAAGGUAACCCCCUCCAUCCCGGAAUCUCAGUUGUUAGGGGGAGAUCUGGCCUGGCGUUUUAAUCAAGCCAAAGCCAGUGGAGCAGAACCGAACUCUGAUUGAUUUAUGGAGAAAUUUGACAUGAAUGUCUGAAACCUGAACUUGGUAUAAUCUGAGACUGCCGCUCUCCCUGACCUCACUGCAUGCUUCAUUUCUGAGCAGUUGCCACUGGCAAAUGAAUGACCAGCAGACGGUUAGAAGAGAUUGUGCAUCCUUGACCGUCUGUGGGUAGACCCAAGAGAUAGAUUCCCAGAAUAUACUUUACUCUCCCCGCCCUCUCCGAUUUGUGCUAUCAAUACUCCAAAGAACAGGAAUUUGCAAACUUGUGGAAGAACUGUUGCUUUUAUCUACUUUACAGCAAGCGCGUUGCUGUCACCAAUGGAUCUCCAUGUUCCAGGAGACCUUGGGAACUUUUUCAGUCUUUCAACUGAACCACUGUUGGCCAAUAUCUUUAAUGGGCAUCGACAUAGCCUUUCCUACUGAAUAAACAGGGAUAACAUUAGCAGGGUGUGGCAAAAGGAACAUUUUAUCCAUCUAAUCUAAAGGGACAUUUCUUUAUCUCACUUCAUGUAGCUGACACCAGUUACCAUAAUUUCCUGUAUCCCACCUUGAUUUGGGUGUUUUCUUUUUCCCCGAAGUACAGAUGUUUCAAUGCGUAAGUAGGAAACCAUUCAGUUAGAUUCUGUUGUGUAACUUGGGAUCAGUAUUAAUUCUGAAUGGAUUCUGUGUAUGGCCUUAAAAGGCUAGUUAGACCAGAAUGUUUUGCUUUUACACCUUGCAUUGCGAAGAGAAACAAAAUGGCUGAUGAUACCAUCAUGAAAUAUGGACAGCAUAUUGUUCUGCUAGUACAAUGAAAGUUUGACGCAAAUGCCAUGAUGUAGCAACUAGGAGGAGACCGUAAAAGAGCCAAGUGGAACAAGUGAGAGUUGCAGGUUUAUUUGAGGGCUUGUAGGGAGACUAAAGUGUAGGAUCACAACACCCCUUAUACAGAUAACAGUUGUGGGAAGAAUAGACUUUGAACAGUAUUAUCCAAGAAUGGACAGAGUUAGUAUUAAGAGUAACUAGGAUACCACUCCUCUAAUGUAAAGGGAAAAAGAAGCGUGCAUAUCUGUUUGUAAAAAUACCAUUGGCAACAUCUAGAAAAACAACUGACCAGCAUCAAAACAUUCAGGGGUAACAUUCCCAAGGGAGUCUCCCACUGUGACUUGGGAAUAUCCCAAUGAAAUGAUGUGAAGGGCUGUUUUCCAUGUUUUACCAGCAUCUACACUAGGGGUCUGGGGAAUUGCAUCCUGGUUUGUUUGUAGAAUUUGGUUUGCUACUGAACGCAGAAACGGUGAUUCAACAAAUUAUUUCUUGGUUUCACCUUUCAUCGUGGGCUUCUCCAUCUUUUGGGACGCCGGGUCUGACGCCCAACAGUCUGCAGUUCUAAAUUCCAGGCACCUGCACCACAAUGACAGAAAAACACAAGCCAUCGAGCAGUUGAUACGUUGUGCCCUCUCACUGUGUCCUACAUUGGCCCUGCAAUUUCAGUGGAUGAAGAAGUGAACAUAAAGGACUCUUGUUGUUAAAUUCCAUAGCCAUGUCAGUGAAACUGGGAACUGUGUUCUUGUAUGUCCAGUGUUUGUAUACUGUGUACAAGUGCACACCUGGUCCUUGCAACCCAUUUAUGACCUAUUUUAAAGUCCAGUUUAGGUUUGGUUGUAGUUAUUUAUGGUGAAGGAGGGUAUCCGUGCUCUUGGAGCUGCGGAUCGCAUUUUAUAUACAGUGUAAUGGACAAGAAUAAAAUAUAAGAAUGGAA